Rubroshorea leprosula is the source of this 524-nucleotide messenger RNA. NCBI's taxonomy places the organism in Eukaryota, Viridiplantae, Streptophyta, Magnoliopsida, Malvales, Dipterocarpaceae. The record is from the annotation of a GenBank genome assembly.
AUUUAUUAAAUUCUCAAAAUAAAGCAAUUUAGAUCCAAACUGGUUUCAAUAAAUAGCAUCAGAGAUUAUGACAACAGGGACAGCAUCAUGGCAGAUGAAGUGAAGCUGUUUGGAACAUGGGGAAGUCCUUUUAGCCGCAGAGUAGAGAUUGCGUUGAAACUCAAAGGUGUUCCAUACGAGUUAAAUGAAGAAGAUUUGUCGAACAAGAGUCCUCUGCUUCUGAAAUACAAUCCCGUGCACAAGAAAAUCUAUGUCCUCCUUCACGAUAGAAAACCAAUUGCGGCCUCCCUAGUUAUUCUCGAGUACAUCGAUGAAACUUGGAAAGCUUAUCCUAUCUUGCCCCAGGUCCCUCGCGAAAGAGCCAGGGCACGUUUCUGGGCAAAGUUCAUGGAUGAAAACGUGAUCUAUAUGCAAUCAUUUUUUUAAGAAAUAGAUAUUGUUGCUACUCGAACACUCUCCUCCAUCUCCAUAUCAUGUUAUUAUUGUGCUUUGGUUAUAAGAAUGAAUAAAAUAAUAAUUAAUGA